Molecule: messenger RNA, 1365 nt
Organism: Ipomoea triloba (trilobed morning glory)
Lineage: Eukaryota; Viridiplantae; Streptophyta; Magnoliopsida; Solanales; Convolvulaceae
Product: mitogen-activated protein kinase kinase kinase 17-like
Exons: 1
Coding region: 116-1171 (351 amino acids)
Biological process (GO): protein phosphorylation
Molecular function (GO): protein kinase activity; ATP binding
Source: RefSeq, a predicted model, not a curated record
AACAAGUAAAAAAUCUCUCUGUUUCUUCUUCUUCCCCGCCUCUCUCAUUCUUUCUUCACAAGAAAUUAAACCCAUUAAGUGUUAGGGUUUUGGCUUAACAAAUCCAUCUUUUUCCAUGGAUUGGGUUCGUGGUGAGACGGUAGGCCACGGGAGUUUCGGGAAAGUAAGCUUGGCCAAUCCAAGAAAUAGCGUCGCCGGAGUUUCGCCGGCGAUGGUUGUCAAGUCUUGCUCGGCGACGCGGGCGGCGUCGUUGUUGAACGAGAAACGGAUACUGGAUGAGCUCCAGGGCUGCCCGGAGAUUGUUCGGUGCUUCGGAGACAGUUAUAGUUUCGAGAAGGGCGAGAAGCUGUACAAUGUGUUGUUGGAGUUCGCUUCUCGGGGAUCAUUAGCGGAUAAGAUUAAGGAUUCGGGGGAUUAUAGGUUGCCUGAAUUUGAGAUUCGUAGGUAUACCAAGGCUCUGCUUCGUGGCCUGAGGUUUAUUCAUGAAACGAGGUAUGUUCACUGUGAUGUUAAGCUUGAGAAUAUUUUGUUGGGCGAGGAUGGGCGGAUUAGGAUUGCGGAUUUUGGGUUGGCUAAGAGAUGUGGAGAAGGGGAGAGUUUUGGGGGGGAUUUGAGGGGUACGCCGAUGUAUAUGUCGCCGGAGAUGGUGUCCGGCGGCGAGCAGGGGCCGGCGGCGGAUAUAUGGGCGCUUGGGUGCGCGGUGGCGGAGAUGGUUACCGGAGCUCCGGCGUGGAAUUGCUCCAAUUUGGCAGCGCUGCUGAUGAGAAUUGGGGUCGGGGGAGAAGUCCCUGAAAUUCCCGGGGAGUUGUCAUCGGACGGUAGAGAUUUUCUGGGGAAGUGUUUUCUUAAGGACCCGAGAAAAAGAUGGACGGCGGAGAUGCUUCUAAAUCAUCCUUUCGUCGCCGCCGUCGACGACAAUGACGGCGCCGCCACUGUUACAUUGAAAGACAAAUCUCCGGCUCCCUCCACUUCCCCUCGAUGCCCGUUCGAUUUCCCGGAUUGGACGUCGGAAACAGCGUCCCGGCAAUCCUCCGUUACAUGCUCAAUUACAUCCUUGCCGGAAUCAGAAUUCUCCCGGCCGGCUUGGCCGGCGACAAGACUGCGGGGACUAGUCAGUGACCACUCACCCAAUUGGUCUGAAGAUGCUGACGAGUGGGUAAUCAUUAGGUGAUCUCAUUGGUCGAGAUUAAAAAUUUUUUUUAGACCUGUUCUUAUAAUUGUAUUAGCAUUUUGCCUACUAAUUCGAAAAAUUUUUAAAUCUUUGAUGUACAUAUGAGGGGAAUAUACUUGGGAAUCCCCAAGUUCCAACUGUACAAUGUUAGUUUAAUGAUGACAGAAGUGAAUGAAUCGAAUUCUUGGGAAACA